Messenger RNA from Monascus purpureus, 1245 nucleotides. The record is from the annotation of a GenBank genome assembly. Lineage: Eukaryota; Fungi; Ascomycota; Eurotiomycetes; Eurotiales; Aspergillaceae.
AUGGCUGAGACCCUUCGCCCAGUCUUCUCGGACCGCUUACACCCAAAGCUCUCCUAUGGUAUCCCCUUCCCAGCUGCCGCAGCGCAUCAUGUCACCGCAACCUUCCAUGCGUCUCGAGUCUAUGUUCUGUGUUCUGGCUCAUUGGAGCGCAAUUCGCACGUACUGGAGCGGUUGACCUCGGCUCUGGGAGCAGAUAGAGUGGUCGGCAAACGCAUUGGCAUGAAAAGCCAUACGCUGUGGUCGGAGGUCGUCGAGGUCGUCAACGAUGCGCGUCGAGAGCAAGCAGAUCUGCUCAUGACAUUGGGAGCUGGAAGUCUCACGGAUGCUGCUAAGAUUGCUGCUCUUGCUCUCGCAAAUGACGUCCAAGACAUAUCCGACCUUUCAACCCUUUGCGAAGGACCCCGAAAACGUUCCAUCAUAAACCCUCCCAUAGUCCCAAUUAUCUCCAUCCCCACCUCCCUUUCCGCAGGGGAAUACUCCAAUUUCGCCGGAGGAACCGACAGCACCGGCCAGAAACGCUCAUUUUCUUCCCCGACGCGCGGUCCACAACUCGUCAUCCUCGACCCGGAUCUAGCCUCGACGACACCAGACCGCAUCUGGCUAAGCACGGGGGUCCGAGCAGUCGACCACUGCGUCGAAGCUCUGUGUUCCGUCGAUGGCCCCACGAAGGAAUCAGAUGAUACAUCAGAACAAGCACUCGGCCUCCUGCUACCAGGAUUACUAAGAUGUGCUGGGGAUCCGAACCGGAAGGACAAAGAGGCAAGAUUGCAAUGCCAGAUCGGCUCAGCGAAUGCCAUGACGGCUGCCACGAGCGGGGUGCAGUUAGGCGCGAGCCAUGGAAUUGGACACCAGCUGGGUCCCCUUGGUGUUGGCCAUGGGGAAACGAGCUGUAUCCUUCUCCCGUCCGUGUGCAGAUAUAACCUAGUACACGAUGAUGCACGAGGAACCAACCGCGCACGCCAGGAACGUGUGCUGAGGUUCCUGGAAUCCAACGCGGUAGUGGCGGGUGUGCUCCGUUCGCGGUCCGUGGAUGUCCAGAAAGCCGAUCUAGCUGUUGUCUUGGACGCUGUGAUUCGCGAAUUGGGCAUGCCGCGGACUUUGAAAGAUGUGGGGGUGUAUCUGAAUCAGGAGCAGCUUGAGGGGUUGGCCGCGAAGAGUUUGCAGGAUCGGUGGUGUCUGACGAACCCUGUUCCGCUGAAGGAGAAGGAUCAGGUGUUGGAAAUCUUGAGGACAGUUUUAGAAUGA